AUGGAGUUUAUAGCACUCAAAAACCAAAGUUUAGGGGUGAUGACUGUGGUGGUGAUGGCGAUUGUGGUGGCGAUGGUGGUUUGUGGUGGAGGUGGUGGUGAUGGCAGUGGGGGUGGCUGUGGCGGCGGUGAUAGUGAUGGUGAUGAUGAUGAUGCUGGCGAUGGUUGUGGUGAUGGUGAUAGUGGGGAUGAUGGUGCGGGUGAUAAUGGUGGUGGUAGUGGAGGUAAGGGUGGUGGCAGUGGCGGUGGCAAUGAUAGUGAUGGUGUUGGAGGUGAUGGUGGUGAUGGUGGGGCCGGUAGUGGGGGUGGCGGUGGAUGGUGGUGA
Prunus armeniaca (apricot) is the source of this 324-nucleotide messenger RNA. The record is from the annotation of a GenBank genome assembly. NCBI's taxonomy places the organism in Eukaryota, Viridiplantae, Streptophyta, Magnoliopsida, Rosales, Rosaceae.